ACCGACCACAGUUUGAACGUGAGCGCCGAUCGGCGAACGUCUCCUGUGUGCGGAAGUUGAACGCUCUCAUUUUUUUUAUCUCUCUCUAUCUUUCUCUCUCUCUCUCUCCCUUGAAAUCAGAAACGUGUUUACCGUUUUGUUUUUUUUUCUUUUUUCGGCAAAAAAGGAAAAAAACAAAACUAGUUAAAAAAAGUUUAAUUUUGAAAUAAACAAAGUUUCGUAUGAUAAAUUGCAAAAACGAAGAUUUUUUUUAAAAAAGUGUGCGGGUUCGUUCAUCUCAAAGUUGACGUGAUACAACCGGUGACUUCUCUUCGUGUUUUGUCCGGAUUCCAACAGUCGAGAAGUUGUUAAUAGCUCUUUCUCUCUCCCUUUGACUCUUUUAUAUAUAUUUUGAAGUCGGGAGAGAUCGAAACCUCGUCCUUGCGAUCUUUGGAACAAAAGAGGAGAAAAAAAGGGACUUCUCUUUCUUCGGAGCCACAGUUUUUUUUUAAGAUUCAGGACCGGAAAUUGGAUCGACCUUCAAUCACAUAAAUGAGGAUGAUGCCUCGAGAAGACCGAAUUUCGAUAAUGCGAGGUUAGGAGUGUGACUUUUUCUCUUUCGGAGUGAUUUCCUUGCUAACGGCGCUCCAAAGAGAAUCGAAAAAGAGUUAAAUAGGAGAGGGGAGAGAAGAAAAGGAAGCCGAUUGUUUCAAGUCGGAAGAUGCGUCAGGCGAUAAUUACAACUCUCGUCCUCCUGCUUCUUGUCGGCCGGAAAGGCGUCUCGGCGAACUGGUGGUUUUUGGGUAUUGAACCAAGAACAAGUACAUCACACGAAAAUGGAGGAGAAGGACAGAUUGGAGCCGGAGUAAUUGGUCCAGCCAGUGCGGAAAAAAAUUGCAGAAACUUACAUCUUACUCCAAAACAGCAGGCGAUAUGUUUACGAUCGCCACCUUCCCUGCAGGCAAUCAGUGCAGGUGCAAGAUUAGCGAUAGAAGAAUGCCAACAUCAAUUCAGAUCGGCAAGGUGGAACUGUACCAUUAAUCCUGAAAAUCCCGACAACAUUUUUGGCGGUGUCAUGCUAAUCAAUAGUCGAGAGGCUGCAUUUAUUUAUGCGAUAUCAGCAGCGGGAAUCGCUUAUAGUGUGACGAGAGCUUGUUCACGAGGAGCUCUUACAGAUUGUUCUUGUGAUAACCGGGUGAGAGCGAGACAUCCCAAUCAUUGGCAGUGGGGUGGCUGUAGCGAAGAUAUUCACUUUGGAGAAAAAUUCUCUCGCGAAUGGUCAGAUGGAGGGGAAGAACCAGUAAAAGACGGUGUAGUUCAAGGCCCAGCUGGAUUAGCAGGAUUACUCAUGAGAAAACAUAAUAGUGAAGCUGGAAGGCGAGCGAUUCGCUCAAGGAUGCAACGUGUCUGCAAGUGUCAUGGUAUGUCCGGUUCAUGUAGUGUUCGUGUUUGCUGGCGGAAAUUACCCACAUUUAGGGUGGCAGGAGUGGCAUUGGCAGCACUGCACGAGGGCGCAGCUUUAGUGCGUCUUGCUCAAAGGGGUGGCAAAAAACCAGCAAGAUUAAGGCCGGCAAGACCUGACCUGAAACGGCCAAACAAAACCGACUUGGUUUACUUAGAAGAUAGUCCUGAUUAUUGCGAACGAAAUACCACUUUGGGAAUUCCUGGCACGAGGGGAAGGAUAUGCAAUCGAACAUCAUUAGGAUUAGAUGGAUGUCGUCUGCUCUGCUGUGGCCGAGGAUAUCAAACACGAGUGCGAGAUGUAACGGAAAAAUGUAAUUGCAAAUUUGUCUGGUGCUGUGACGUAAAGUGCGAGCUCUGUCGAGAAAAUCGUGAGGAGCAUGUUUGCAAUUAAAAAACAAAACAAUGUUUUCACCAGAAGGCAAAAUGGUACUUAGAAGAAAAAAACCUCAAAAGGUUUUAUAUUCAAAAGUAUAAAGCGAAAAAGUAAGAAACAUUUUUGACCCUCACUUCUUUGUUUUUUAUUAUUAAUAAUAAUAAAGUGAUAGACUUCAUUUAUCAUGAGAAAAUAGUCAAAAAAAAAAGUAAUAAAUCUACAUAACAUACGAGGCAGGGGGAAUAUUCCAAUUAUUAUUUUUUUUUUUGAAGACGAAUUCAAACUUGAAAUUUAUUUUUUUAUUGUUGAUUAAUUUUAAUAAAUUCUUGAAAAGAGUGAAUUUUUUUUUAUUCUAAUAUUUGUGCGUAAAAUUGACUCCCUGCCAGAGAAGAAGUUAUUGAGAUUUUUCGUAAAAAAAAGAAAAAAAAAAAAAAGCCGCCCGAAAAUGUUUGACGCACGACGUACGCAAAUUCGCGCUUCCAGUGCGUAAGCGCCAAGAGAGGCUACUUUUAAAAGAUAUUUAUAAUUUAUGAUUUCCCAAGAGCGUGAAUGCCAUAGCGAGUAAAAUGUAAACGAGUUUGUAAUGUUAAAAAAUUGUAAACCGUUUUUCGUUAAGCUCUCGGCCCUUGGCUUUAAAAAAAAAAAUUUUUUUUGGCGCUCAAGGAUCAUCAGAAAUUGAUUCCAUUUAGGAAAGAAAAAAAAAGCGCCCAUGCUCUCUAAUGAGUAUAUAGUGAUUUCAAAUGACAACCCAACGACGCCUUCGGGCCGACCGAGAAGAUUUUUCUCGUAUGCCAAUGAAUGUACAUACACGAUUUUUUAUUUUCUAACGUACUUAAUACUUAUCCUUACCGCUGUAUAUGUAUAUAUAUAUAAAAAUAUGCGAGACACAUUAUUUCUCGUCCAAUUCAAUUUUUUGAUUUUUUUUUUUAAUUCAAAUUUAAAUUAAAGGUCGUUAAUUUGCGACGAACUGACCAUUCUGAUUUUAAUUUAGAAAAAUCGAAAAUUUCUAUAAAAAAAGAAAGGACUAUUUAAAAAAUAGUUUUUUUAAUUUUAAAAACAGAAUUAAAAUAAAAUUGAAAUUACAUAAAUAAAACUCAAGAGAAUUUAAAAAAAAAAUUGUUUCAUCGAGAAAUAAGUCAAGAAUGUCGCAAAUAAAAUACCUUGGAGAAUUUUUGAUUCCAUAAUAAGAAAUGGACGAAAAAAUAAUCAAUUGCAUAUACAUAUUAAACGUACAUAGUACUGAUAAUACGAAAUCCAAGGCACUUUCAUUCGAAAAUUAUUGAGCCGAGGAUUCCGUCCACUAGUUUUGCCCAUUCUCUGUGUUUUAAAAAAUACUUUGUAAAAAAAAAAAUUAUUUCGAUUCCAAUUCCAAAAAUCAAAUUUUUCCUUUCUUUCGAAAAUUUAAUUUUCGAAUAUUUUUUUAUUGAGGUGAUAAUUUUAUUAUUUUUUUUAAAAAUGCACAAUCCCAUAAUUUCAAUAUCCGUCGGGCAAAAAAAAAUCGAUAGGUUAUAACCAUAUCGAAAGUUUAGAGAGUAAUAAAAAUGAAAAAAAAAAAAAUGAAAAGCAAGGUUAUUCUCUUGCUGUACAACAACGAUAUACAAAGCGCAGUAUUGAAAGAUUGUAAUUUAUUUUGUUUGAGAUAAUUUAUAUAAAUAUAUAUAUAUAUAUAAAUAUAUAAAUAUAUGUGUAUAUUCAUACAGGGUAAUUAUCCAGUGAUUUACAUUGAUUUGUGGUAAAAAAAAAAAAUUGAAAAAUCAUCUAAUUUUUUUUUUUUUUGUUUCAUAUAUUUAAUUAUUGCACAUGAUUUUUGUAAAUCAUAAACUUCUUGGAUAAUUACCUUGUAUAUUUAUAUCGUAAUCGCAACUUUUCUAACGUUACUUUUUCUCAAGUAACUGUUUGAAAUAUCGCAUCACUCGAUUAGCCUUAGGAUACGGUAGUUUAUAAUAUUUAUAUAUGCAUGACUUGUAUCUUAUACGUGUAUUUAUAAAUACAAGAUAUAAAAAAAUUUGAUCACAA
Molecule: messenger RNA, 3832 nt
Organism: Leptopilina boulardi
Lineage: Eukaryota; Metazoa; Arthropoda; Insecta; Hymenoptera; Figitidae
Product: protein Wnt-1-like
Exons: 8
Coding region: 701-1834 (377 amino acids)
Biological process (GO): multicellular organism development; cell fate commitment; canonical Wnt signaling pathway
Cellular component (GO): extracellular region
Molecular function (GO): cytokine activity; frizzled binding
Source: RefSeq, a predicted model, not a curated record